Messenger RNA from Adineta ricciae, 816 nucleotides. Lineage: Eukaryota; Metazoa; Rotifera; Eurotatoria; Adinetida; Adinetidae. The record is from the annotation of a GenBank genome assembly.
AUGAGAUUAAUUAAUAAAGUUAUCAUCUUGUAUUCUUUCGUUAUUUUCUUCACUUUGGUUAAUCUUACUUCAUGUAAUACUGGUAAAGUUAUACUCGGACGGUUUAGAAAGACUCUAAUAGAAAGAAAAGAACGAAUUUGUGCAAUUUUUGAGUCAAUUAAACUUGGUUUAAGUGCAAUUGAAGAAAUUAUCAAUUGUCUUGAAAGUAUUAAUCGUGUCUUCAUGGAAUUUCAAAAGCACAAUGAAGAUUCGAAUGAUUCAUUUGAUACUGAAUCUAGUGGAAGUCGAUCCUCAGGUUCAUCAUCUGAAUUCGGCGAAAUCUCAAAUGAAAAACGAAAUAUUCGUAGUGUUUUAUCAAUGAAGAUUGAUGAAACCAAUGAUUUUACGAAACAAACUCGAUUAUUACAUCGACAGAAGCGCCUUUUCAAGAAUUCAUUUGAUCCAGAUGCGAUUAUACGUUCAGCAUUAAAAUCAUUUGAAAGUCAACUCGUCAAAGCUGUUGAAAAUUUGAAUUUGAAAUCUAUUUUUGAACAAGUUCUACGUUUGCUGGAUAUUCCUUCAAUAAUCCAAAAAUCAUUUGGAGAUUUGAAUAAAAUUAUUGAAAAACAAUUAGAUAUUCCAAAUAUUCUCACGAAAGAAUUAAAAAAGAUUAACAUUGAACCAUUUCUAAAAGAAAUCAUUGCACAACUUGAUUUCAUUUCCGUCGUAAAAGAUCAAAUGAAAAAUCUCAAUUUCGAAACAACAUUCAAUGACUUAAUUAAACAAAUUGAUUUGAAAAAAGUCAUCAACGAACAAAUAAAGAAUCUUAACAUNUAA